AUGGCAUAUUCAAGAGAGUAAAAGAGAGUAUUGACCAUUCUCUUCACAAAAGGAGAUAGACAAGUCAAGUACAUCGAUGAAGUCAAUCAUUAUCUUGCUCCAUUGUACAAGAUCUUCUUAGGAAAGGAUCAAUUCUACCCAGCUUAUAAUGGUUAUUUGGCUAAUGUCCAAUUCUUUGCAUGUGAAAGUGCAUAUGAUCCCGAUUACAAACCCCCUGGAUAACCAGAAGUACCAAAGUAACCUGAAGUUCCAGUUAAGCCACCUGAGCCAUAAAAGGAACCAACAUGUUUGAAGGGUGACACAACCAUUGGUGAUAGUGCUUUUGAUUCAUAAAAACCAUUGGUAGAUUUUGUGUUAGACAAACCAGAAUAAUUGUAAGAUGUAAGAGAAUAUGGAUAUCAAUUCUGGAUGAGAUACAUGACUCGUCACCCUGUCCCAAUGUAUCAAGGUAAGAGAGCUCCUUGGUAUUUCGUUGCCAGAUUAUCAGGCAGAAAAGACUUUGAAGAUGUUGGAAAAGGUGAUAGAUUAUUGGCAAUCUAUUAAGGUCAAUCAGAAUAUACAUUCGCUACUAAUGAUCAUAAGAAUAACAACUUCAAUACAAUUGCUGGUCGCUUUGAAUUUGGAGAUAUUGAAGCAGUAUGGACCUUUGUUCAAUUCUCAUAUACUUCUGCAGGUAAAGUAGUUUCAUGGAUUUAAUAUGACAAUAGUGAACCAAAGACUUUUUCAGUUGCUGUUACACAUGACAAACCUGAAUAUUUGGAAUUUGUAUUAGGAGGUACCCAAGGCAAUACCUAUCCAGGAUUCAAUGGUCAAUUCACAUCUGUUGUUGUCAAAGUUGGAUAAGGCUCAUUCAUAGAAACAGCCGAAUAAUUCCGUAAGUUUGCCAUCAAUUGCAAUCCUAAACCACUCCCAGUUUGUAAUAAGGCUAAGGAAGUUGUGUUGAUUGAGAAGUCCAAGAGAUUUGAAGCUUAAAGCAGUGAAGUUAAUGAAAUCACAUCUCCAGAAGAGUAAGCAUUCCCAGAUGAAUACUUCGUUAGUGGUUGGUUCAAAUGGAGAUCAACAGUCAUGGAACCAUGGCAUUUAGCUAUUCGUCUUCAUCAAAAUAAGGGUAUGGAGAAUGCCAAUGCUGCCAAGUUGGGAGAUAGAACCAUAGGUGCAUUCGUUGGAAACAAUGGAAACUAUGCAAUCACAACCUAUACAUACACUAACUUGAAUGGUGAAGGUGAUCCAAAUAAAUAUGUUUAAGUGCCUUAUAAGGAUCAAUUAGCCUAAUGGCAUUUUGUGUUCAUCGGAUACAGUAGAGCUAAGAGAUAAGUUGUUGGUUUCUUGUAAUGGAAGGACAGAAAGGAAAAUAUUAACUUAGAGAACAUCAAUCAUUAUCUAACCAAUUCAGUUUAUGUCAAUGUAGGAAAGGAUAGAUUUUACCCAGCAUUCAAUGGACACAUUGGAUCAUUGAAAUUGUAAUUAUGCAGUGGAGCAUUCACACCAGUAUUCCCAGAAGAUCCUUAACCACCUUAGGUACCAUCUACUCCACCUCCUCCCAAACCAGUUGACCCAACAAAACCAGGUGAUCCUACUAAACCAAGUGAUCCAACUAAACCAGGUGAUCCCUCAAGACCAGAAGAUCCAGUUCAACCACCCAGACCUGCAGAUCCUGAAAUUGUCAGAAAGUGUGUUAGUGGUUAAGUUCAAAUUGGAGAUAUGCCUUCCAGUGGUGAUAAAGUUGUUGAUCUCAAGGUCACUGAGGAUAAAUUGGGAAGUGCAAUCGAAUACGGAUAUGGAUUUUGGACCAGAUGGCUCACAAGAUGGCCAGAUAAUCUCAUUAAAGGAGCCAGUGAACCAUGGUAUUUCAUUUCUAGAUUGACAAAUAAUGAUCCAUAUGACAACAUUAGAAUGGGAGACAGAUUAUUGGCUAUUUGGUUAGGUUAAGCUGGUUAUACAUUCAUCACAAAUGAUGUUGCUUCAGGCAAUCCUAAUCUUAAUAAAUAAAUACCUUAUGGAGAUAUUGAAGGUGUUUGGACCUAUAUUCAUUUCAGUUAUAAAUCAGGAUAAGCUGUUGGUGCUAUUAGAAUUGGAGACAAGACUCAAUUCACAGUUCUUGAUGCCAAACACGACUAACCUAAAUUCUUGAGAUUGAUUGUCGGUGGUUCUGAUCUCAAAUAAUAUCCAGGAUUCAAUGGUCAAAUCUCAUCACCAAUUCUUAAAUUAGGUGCUGGUUCAUUUGUAAAUACUGAAGAUGAUUUCAAUAAAUUCGUGUUAGCAUGUAAUCCAAGACCUGAACCAGAUUGCAAGGGCAAGACUGAAAGCAAAUUGAUUGAGGGUAUCAAGAAAUAUGAAUCUACCCAACCAGAUUUUUAUGAACAUGUUAGAGAUGAGAAAUCUCUCUUCCCAACUAUGUAUGGUAUUGGAGGUUGGUACAAAUGGGAACCAACAAAGUAGGAACCAUGGCAUUUAGCAUUUAGAAUUACAACAAAUGAUUAGAAGACCAAUAAGAAUGCUGAAAUAUUGGGAGAUAGAACACUUGCAGUUUGGUUAAGUGAUCAAUAAUUGUAUGCAUUUGCCACAUAUACUUAUACAAACAUGUUUGGAGCUGGAUAACCAAAUGCAGCCUAAGUCAUUAAACACUAAGAUAAACACACUGAAUGGCAUUAUAUUACAUUCUAAUACAACAGAGAGACCAGAGAAGCAUAUGGAUCCAUUGUGUUUAAGGAUGGUAAAUUAGAUUUGAAAUUCCCCAAUACAAACCAUUACUUGGUUCCAGUGUUGAGAAUAUUGAUAGGAAAGGAUCAAUUCUACCCAGCAUUCAAUGGAUACAUUGCUGAUGUGAUAUUUGUUAAUUGCCAAGAUCCAUACAAUCCACAAUUCACUCCAGGAAACCCACCUGAAUUACCAAAACCACCUGUUAUUCCAGUUGAACCACCUUAGCCAUUCCCAGAACCUAAAUGCUAGAUGGGUGACGAAACUGUUGUGGAUUCUGCAUUUGAUGAUUUCAAACCAUUGGCUGAUAUUGAAGCAACUCCAGAGAAUUUGAAGGACAUCAGAGAAUACGGAUACUCAUUUUGGGUUAGAUAUUUAAGCAGACAUCCUAAACCAAUGUAUUAGGGCAAGAGUGAACCAUGGAAUAUUAGAAUGUUGAGAAGGGAGACAGAUUGUUGGCCAUCUGGUAAGGUCAAGGAGCUUACACAUUUAUUACCAAUGAUUAUAAGACCAGUAAUUGGAAUGCAGCCAAGAACAUUGAAUAUGGAGACAUUGAAGGAGUUUGGACAUAUAUUCAUUUCAGUUACAGCAGUGUUACAAGUCAAUCAGUUGGUUUUGUUAAGGUACACAGGCAAAGAACCAUAAUCAGUCACAUUUGAUGUCACUCAUGAUAAACCAACAUUCUUAAGACUCGUCAUCGGAGGAUCAGAUCUCAAAUUGUAUCCAGCCAUCAAUGGUCAAUUAACAAGAGCUGUCUUUAAGAUUGGUGCUGGUGCUCAUCUUGACACUGUUGAUGAAUUGAAUAAGUUCGCAUUGGCUUGCAAUCCUCAACCUAAGGAAGUCUGCUCCAAGGCUGUUGAAUAAGUCCUCAUUCAAGAAUCCAAGAAGUUCGAAUUAGCCAAGUCUACAGUGUUGGAAAUCCCAUCUGAUCCUGAAGCUGCUUUCCCAUCUGAAUACAGUGUCUCUGGUUGGUUCAAGUGGAAGGAAACAACUAUGGAAUAAUGGCAUUUGGCCUUCCGUCUCCACAUCAACAAGGAAGAAGCAAACAAGAAUGCUGAGAGAUUGGGAGAUAGAACAUUGGCUGCCUGGGUUUCACCAGCUCAAGAUGGUAUUUACGCCUUUGCCACUUACACCUAUAAGAAUUUGAAUGGAGCUGGAGAACCAAAUCUGGCCAAGGUCAUCCCUCAAAAACAACAAUAAACCAAUUGGCAUUUCAUCUUCUAUGCUUACAACAGAGAUACCAGAAAGGCAGAGGGAUACGUUCAAUUCAAGGACAGAAAGGAAACCAUACUCUUUGAAAAUGUCAACCACUUCUUGGUGCCGUAAGUUUACUUGAACAUUGGUAAAGAUCGUUUCUAUCCUUCAUGGAAUGGUCAUAUUGGUAAAUUCAGAAUGAAUCUAUGCGGUGGAGCCUCCAGACCUGUUUUCCCCAAUGAUAUUGAUGUUCCUCCUCCCGUGACCCCAACUCCAAAACCACCUGUCUCUGAAACUAAAGAAAUCUGUCUUAUCAACACUAAAUUGGUAGAGGUUACCAAGAACAACGUCAAAGAUGUUAUCAAAUAACUUGAAGCUCUUGAAAACUCAGAACCUACUGAAAAGACAUGCUAUUGUACUGUCCCCAAGAAGGCCUCCAUGUUUAUUGAGCUCUAUGGAGAAGAAUUAUCCAAUCAUGUCGACAACCCAGUCAUUUAAAGAUUAAUAGCUCAAAAUCAGGUGCGUUUGAGGAUAUGA
Paramecium tetraurelia is the source of this 4428-nucleotide messenger RNA. RefSeq lists its product as uncharacterized. NCBI's taxonomy places the organism in Eukaryota, Ciliophora, Oligohymenophorea, Peniculida, Parameciidae. The transcript is spliced from 4 exons. The record is from RefSeq and is a predicted model, not a curated record. Gene Ontology annotation, cellular component: nucleus.